AGCCGCCGACUAAAUACAGGCCCAACAACACCCAUCUACUGACCUAAGGACUACAGACGGCCGACGCGGCGAUGCCACCUGCAGCAUAGCAUUGCAGCGCCGCGCCGCGCCGCACCGCCGACGGUGGCUCGGCCUUGAGGCCCCUGCGUCCGGGACACCCGGCGAGCGUACUCCUGCGGUCUGCGUCUCUUCCCUGCCUCGGGCCUCCGCUUCCACCUGGCGGAUCGUACUCGCAUCGCAUCCACGGCGCCGUCGGCGGCAAGCAGGUGAAGGUGACUCGGCUGGCUCGGCCUAGCGUUCUCUGACCUCGUCAUCGACGAGCGCGGCCCUUGUUCACGGCGCCAACUGCCCAGCCCUCUCCACGGCGUCCGGUACCAAGAUGAAGGUCAAGAUUCUUCAGUGGCAUGGGGUGGCUUCUUGGACAUGGAACGCCCAGGAUGAAACAUGCGGCAUAUGCAGGAUGGCAUUUGACGGCUGCUGCCCUGAUUGUAAGUUCCCUGGCGACGAUUGUCCGCUCAUCUGGGGUUCCUGCAACCACGCCUUCCAUCUUCACUGCAUACUCAAGUGGGUCAAUUCUCAGACAUCUACGCCACUUUGCCCAAUGUGCCGUAGGGAGUGGCAAUUCAAGGGCUAAUGGCGUCUGAAAUUAUAUCACCACCAGCUGGUUUCCAUGUCUCCCCUUGUAGAGAACUAGAUCUCAAAACUUUUCAAGAUCUUGGUAGUUGUCUUCAAGUACUCUGUAAUAUUUCUCUAUUACCAUAAAAUCGGAGUUGUCCUCCUUUCAUACCCUCC
This is a messenger RNA of Oryza sativa Japonica Group (Japanese rice), 792 nucleotides long. Its product is annotated as anaphase-promoting complex subunit 11. NCBI's taxonomy places the organism in Eukaryota, Viridiplantae, Streptophyta, Magnoliopsida, Poales, Poaceae. Gene Ontology annotation, biological process: positive regulation of mitotic metaphase/anaphase transition; anaphase-promoting complex-dependent catabolic process; protein ubiquitination. Gene Ontology annotation, molecular function: ubiquitin protein ligase activity; zinc ion binding; cullin family protein binding. Gene Ontology annotation, cellular component: nucleus; anaphase-promoting complex. The record is from RefSeq and is a predicted model, not a curated record.